Molecule: messenger RNA, 2157 nt
Organism: Penicillium soppii
Lineage: Eukaryota; Fungi; Ascomycota; Eurotiomycetes; Eurotiales; Aspergillaceae
Product: putative glutaminase
Exons: 2
Coding region: 1-2157 (718 amino acids)
Source: RefSeq, a predicted model, not a curated record
AUGCUCGGAAUAAACUCACUAGGGCUGGCCUCCCUUUGUGCAUCAGUGCUCCAUUUCUUCACAGGCAGCGACACAACAUCUCUAACAUAUCACCCUGUUCUCCCCCCAUCUUAUCCACUAGCAGUUCGUAACCCAUAUUUGUCAACAUGGAUGCCCAGCGACCGAGUUCAGCGACUGCCCUUUGCCGAGCCUCAAUUCUGGGCGGGUCAGGAACUAGGCUGGUCGGUGAUCGUCCGCGUCAAUGGUCAGGCCUAUAGUCUGAUGGGCGUGCCUGAGCCCGAUGAGAACAAUAUCCGCCCUGCUGAGGUGCGCCGUGCGGAGUUUACGGCUACCCAUACUACAUUUGAUCUUGUCGCGGGCCCUGUGGCGGUUACGCUGGAUUUUUUUUCGCCUGUCUCACCUUCGAAUUAUGUUAGGCAGUCACUUCCUUUUAGUUAUUUGACCGUGCAUGUGUCUGAGUCUCGAGGAUAUGACAUUCAAGUCUAUUCAGAUAUUGAUGCCAGAUGGACUGGCCGAGCAAGUCGUUCGAACCGUGACUUUGAAGAGAUAGAUGGUCUGGCUAUUUACUUGCUCACGGUUGAAGAUGCGCCGUUAUACGAAGAAGCAGAUGACAUGGCACUAUGGGGCUCAGCAAUUCUAGCCUCUCGGCCGACCCGUUUUACCAGCUUGUCCGCUCUUUCUGGAAGCCCUGAGGACGUAAGACGUUCUUUUGUCGAGAAAGGUGAGCUAUCGGGCGACAACAGCUGGAAAGAUGGCAGUGUAGUCGCACUGGCCCACGAUCUUGGCGAAGUCACUGGUGGACUUUCGGUGAACUUCGUAGUCGGAUACGAAAGAGAAGCGGCCAUCAAUUAUCUGGGAGAGGCUUAUACUGGUUACUAUCGGGCAGAGUAUCCGACCACAUCAAACGCAAUCUCUUUCUUUCUUGACGACUAUCCCAGCGCACUAUUGGAGUCUUUGAAGCUGGACCAGGAGCUGGUCACCUUGUCUGUGGUUGCCGGGGGUCCAAAAUACGCAGAUAUUCUUGCUUUGUCAACUCGGCAAGCAUACGGAGGCAUCGACUUGACUAUUCCUAAAGGUUCGCUCGACACUAACGUCGUGUUGGCUUUCAUCAAGGAGAUUUCCAGUGAUGGUAAUAUCAACACCAUCGAUGUCAUCAUGCCUGCCUUUCCAAUCUACUAUGUCAUGGAUCCAGAUUACAUCCGCCUGUUGCUAGAGCCUGUGAUGAAAUACCUUGCUGCUGGUCGGUGGCGUUUGCCAUACACAAUCCAUGACCUUGGCAGUCAUUAUCCUCGUGCCAUUGGCCAUGACGAUCAAAAGGCAGAGCCUAUGCCUAUCGAAGAAUGCGGGAAUCUGCUCGUAUUAGUUGCGGCAUAUGCCCGUGCCACUGGUGAUACCAAUUGGACUUCACAAUACACGGAUAUCUUCCAGAAGUAUGCCGACUACUUGGUGGACAAUAGCAUCGAUAUCGCUAAUCAGUUGUCAUCGAAUGAUGCAGCUGGCCCCCUUGCCAACGAGACGAACUUGGCAAUCAAAGCUGCUGUUAGUCUCAAGGCAUACGGGGAAAUGAGUGGAGACAAAUAUUAUUCUCGUGUUGGUGAUGAUCAUGCCAAUAUCUUCUUCCAACAAGGUCUGGGAACGGACCAAGACCAAACGCAUUUCGUGUUGCAAUAUCCUGACUGGCCAGAAACUUGGAAAAUUCCAUAUAAUCUCUUCCCUGACGUAUUGCUCGGUCUGAAGACAUUCCCCGAUGCUGCUUAUCGGAUGGGUAGUGACUUCUUCGCAUCUGUUCGGGGCGAAUAUGGUGUGCCUCUUGAUAGCCGUCAAGACUGGGCCAAGUCAGACUGGAACAUGUGGCUGGCUGGAACAUUUGAGAAGAGUACACGAGACGAGUUUGUCGAAGAUCUGUGGGCUUUUAUGACCAACGGGAAACAUAAUUGGCCAUUUUCUGACAGAUAUGUUGCAACUUCUGAGCAUGACAAUGAACCUGGUGUCCCUAUAUUGUGUCGAGCACGUCCCACCGUUGGCGGACACUUUGCUUUACUGGCACUUGAGGGUCCUCGAUCUAUACCGUCUAUAUCGAGUCACCUGUCAGGAUCUGCGAGUCAGGAACAUGCCAAACCGCGUCUUUUAUUUGAAAAGCAUACUGAAGAGCUUUGA